AUGAAGGAAGAGUACAAUUACUUAAACGUGUCUAAAGUUGGAACAUUUACAGUGUACGACAGCCUUGACUGCACCUUUGAAUGCCUCGGUAAUCCUUCCUGUUUGUCCUUCAACCUGGCAGCUUACAAAGGAGCAGAUGGAAAGUUUCUGUGUGAGUUGUUAUCGUCAGAAAAGUACAGCAAUCCUGAGGAGUAUAAAAGAAACGACAGUUUUCAUCACUUUUUCGUUAAGGUGGGGUUAAUUCUUUGUGUAAAGUUUAAAGAAAGAUAGUUUUCAUAUCUCAGUCUGUGGUGAUUUUUAAUAACGUGUCUUAAGAUACUUUCGGGUAAACGUAAAACUCGGCGCCGUAAUUCUUUAAAAAAGGUUCUUUACAUAGAAUAUUAGCUAAGAAAUUAAAUCGAAAAAGAACCGGCGUAAAAGCGACUGAGGAUAAGACGUCGGAGUUAUUCAGUCGAAUCAGUCACUUUCUCCCUUUUUUCUUACCUCAAAAAUUAUACCGCCGGAACAAAAUUACCUUAAUAAAAUGGCAUUUGACAUCAAAAUUUUUUAUAAUUAUUUCAGACUCCAUGUAUGUCAUCACCGUGCCAGAACGGAGGUACCUGUGUAGCGAACUACAAGUAUCACUCGUUUGA
Molecule: messenger RNA, 632 nt
Organism: Porites evermanni
Lineage: Eukaryota; Metazoa; Cnidaria; Anthozoa; Scleractinia; Poritidae
Source: the annotation of a GenBank genome assembly